AUGCCCGUUAGCUUCAUGACUGACUCCUUAUAUGUUAUCAAUGGCGUCACUAAGAACCUCGCUUGCUGGGAAGACACCGGGUGGACCAGGAUCUCCAACCAAUGCCUAUUCAAAGCCGCCGCCUACCAACUCAGAAUACACUCAGCGGCGACAUCGUUCACCUGGGUCAAGGGUCAUCACCAGAACCCAGGCAAUGAUGAGGCUCAUAAGCUAGCUAAACGCGGGGCAAAGAAGGACGUGCCGGAUCAACUAGUCCUGACAGUCCCACCAACCUUUGACCCGGUGGGGGCAAAAAUGUGGUGUCUGACACAGGCUCUGGCCUACAGAGCGAUCCGUGCAAGGAAGACGGCAGAAACACCGCCGCAGACGCAAACCCAAUGA
Messenger RNA from Gloeophyllum trabeum ATCC 11539, 381 nucleotides. RefSeq lists its product as uncharacterized. The coding region runs from base 1 to 381 and encodes 126 amino acids. The record is from RefSeq and is a predicted model, not a curated record. Lineage: Eukaryota; Fungi; Basidiomycota; Agaricomycetes; Gloeophyllales; Gloeophyllaceae. The transcript has a single exon. Gene Ontology annotation, molecular function: RNA-DNA hybrid ribonuclease activity; nucleic acid binding.